Messenger RNA from Zychaea mexicana, 984 nucleotides. RefSeq lists its product as uncharacterized. The record is from RefSeq and is a predicted model, not a curated record. Bases 1 to 669 code for a protein of 222 amino acids. NCBI's taxonomy places the organism in Eukaryota, Fungi, Mucoromycota, Mucoromycetes, Mucorales, Lichtheimiaceae. The transcript has 3 exons.
AUGCCCGAUGGUGGCUUGUAUGAUGUGGAACAGUCGCCACACUACUGUGAUCAGUGCAGACUCAAUAAGAGAGGUUACUGUGCUGAUCAACAGUACCUCCUAGGCCAGAACAUUCUUGUUGGUCCUGAGCUGCAGGUGCCUUCUUGGUAUUUGUCCUGGGUCUUCCAGUCUUGGUGCAAUUGUGAGCCAAUAGGUUUGGUCUACUCCUUGGGCCAAUUGCGUUCUAGUAUCGCCACUUUUGGUCCUACUGGUGGUGUCCUAGAUUUAGGUACCUUUGGUCCUGUUGUCUUUCAGGCUAGCCCUCCUAGUUCUGUUCGGUCUAGUGGUGGCUCAGUGGCUUCUGGCAGCGGCUCAGUUGCAGUUCCUGGUAGCUUGCGUCGUUCUAGUUGUUUGACUAGUGCUCAUAUUUGUCCUUUAGUAGAGACUGAUGAUGAGGUUGAGUAUACUGAAGAGGUGGAUGAGCUGGCUAGUGAUGAAACUGACUACCAGCUCCGCCUUGGGUCCAUGUCACCUCUUGAGGGCUCCUUGGGUGCACCUGAGGUUACUACCACAGGGCAUACCCCUCCUACUCCCUUGGUGUCUCUGCUAAGCUCCCCUAGGUCUGCUCGUUCGGAUUUUAUGUCUCCUGUGACAUCGCCUGGACUAUAUGGAGCAACCACAAGACCCUAGGUCUCCUAGUGUUCACUAGCAACAGCAACAGCAACAGCAAAAUCCAGGUAUCCCUCCCCCUCCACAUCGUGUGGACCUCUUCCCUGGUUUACAGGAUCAAGAUCGUUUGGGUCGGCCCUUGGUGGUCCUGAUGCUGCCACCUGGUAUGCCGUAUCGCCUGUCUUGGGUCGAUGAUGGUGUGGUUGAUGUAAUUCCUUUGUGAAGUCUAUCUUCAUAGUUUUGAAUAAAAACUUGACAAUUGUCUAAGUUCUUGAGUGGUUCCUAUGUAGCAUCAUGAAUUGGAUAGCCUAACCAUUUGACUAGAUACUCGAUGCG